This is a messenger RNA of Ruditapes philippinarum (Manila clam), 5667 nucleotides long. RefSeq names its product meckelin-like. Lineage: Eukaryota; Metazoa; Mollusca; Bivalvia; Venerida; Veneridae. The record is from RefSeq and is a predicted model, not a curated record. The transcript is spliced from 21 exons. Gene Ontology annotation, cellular component: MKS complex; ciliary transition zone. Gene Ontology annotation, biological process: cilium assembly. Bases 36 to 3032 code for a protein of 998 amino acids.
AAAAGUACACCGAAUGGUAUCCAGAAUCAACAAAAAUGGCGGCGUUUAACGCAUUAUCAAUAUUGACAUCUUUAUUUUCCAUUUAUAUCUGCUAUAGUUAUGCUCAAUUGUUUAAUCCAAUACCACUUGAAGAUGUGUCUAGCUGUACUACAGUGGGAACAGUGCGGCAAUAUUAUGAUGUUACAACUUUGAGUUGUAAAGAUUGUUCUCAAGAUGAAACUUUUCAGGUUACGAGCUCUGAUGGUUACUCCUGUAUUUGUAAGCAAGGUUACAAGUACAUACAGAACUAUGGUGGAGGUAAUAUUACAUGCGAGGCUUGUCCAACUGGUCAGGUCGCCUCGUCUUCUGGGUUCAAUUGUUUGAAAUGUCCAGGAGGAAUAGAUGAAACGACUAAAACAUGUACAUCUUGCUCCAAUAACUUAGAAAUCAGUCCAGAGCGUGACCUUCUAGGACAGUGGUAUACAGACGGAGGAGAUAAUACAAUAAAUUGUCAAACAUGUACAGCUGGUACCCAGCCUAGUGCUGAUAACACAAGAUGUCAGAAAUGUACCAAUGUUUACCCAUUAAGUGGAGAUAACAGCUGUGAUUGUACUGGGAAAGAAAGGACUGGAGGAUUUUGUCUACCAUCUGGAAACUUAGCAAACAUUCCUACUGGGGAUGAUGGAAUGCUUAUGAUACCCCCUUCUGGUGAAGCUUCUGAAUUUUUCUCUCACAACUUGGUUUCAUCAUAUGCCUUAUGUAAAUUCUACAAAAACCAGACAGCUUGUACUGUGUUAGCAAAUAUGUGUGUUCUCACUGAGUAUCGGUAUAGGAAUAAAGCUUUUUCAACUGCUACCCUAAAUAAUGCCUGUGAGAUGUAUCUUAGUGCAUUGAUUUCAAGACCACUAGAGGUUCCACGUUUAUAUUAUGCCACAAUAGGCUUUCAGAUAGCUUCACAGAUUAACCCAACAGAUGGCGAUGAUGUGUUACGUGAUGAUCGUCUUCAAACACGGUACACAUUUAGUCCCGAGUCAAGGCUAGAGUAUAGGUUAGCAACAUACUCUUUAGAUGGAAAAUAUCUUGGUUUGAAUACAGCUCAAAAUGGUCGUAUACAACUGUGUACUGAUACUACAGAAAAACUGGAUGCAGCCUUUGUGUUUGGUACAACUUAUUCACAGUCUUGUAAGAUAGCAGCAAUCGACCUCUGGGAUAAGAGUAAAUACCAAGUUGAGUUUUUUGAUGUGUAUAUAGAGAUUACAGAAGAUGGCGAGAAGAAGUUAUUCCCUAUACCAGUCAAUGUACUUAAUUACUACAGUCUUGACUUGUCAAAAGAAAUUAAUAGAGAUGAAGAAGUAGAUAUGCAGUUAUUUAGAAGAUUUUUCCUUGUGGAUAAUGUUGGAUUUAUUCCAACAACUGGUGGUGAAGCGACGCUUGUAAGGUAUGCUAAGAGUAUUAGAAUAGAUGUAGAAUUACAGACUGAUACAACACAAGGUGUAAUUUACCCUCCUGCCAUACAGGUAGAAUAUAGCACUGUUACACUGGCUGAUGCCCAAGCUGGAGUUGAAGUUGAGAUAUCAUUUGAUGUAGAUUACACCUAUUCAGACACUAGCUAUCGUAGAGAUUUCCAGAUUGCUGUAGGAACACUCAGUACUUUAGGUGUGAUUUAUGCUGGCUAUAGAUCCUGGGUCUGGUCCAAGAGGUCAGGACGUCCAAGUAUAGACUUUCCAACCAUUGCUAACUUUUUCUUCUUCUGUGCUGGAACCUUGGCCAAUGUCUUCUUUGUGGUCACAUUUGGAAUGGCUUUCUAUUGGUUCAUAUUUUUUAAGAGGCAAAGUGUUGUAUACCUUGUACAUCCAACAGACAAACAGUUACGGGACUGGUUAGGUUUAUUUGGGGCUGCAUUUGCCCUAAAAUUUCUAGAAGUUGCGCAUAUGAUAUUCUUGCAGUGUAGUAUAGAUGUGUUCUUCAUUGAUUGGGAACGGUCACGAGGUGUUAUUAGUAAUUCUGCUGAAACUACCAAAACAAAAGAGGUUCCAGUAUCUAUAUGGAGGACAUAUUUUGUUGCUAAUGAAUGGAAUGAGAUUCAAGCUGUACGAAAGAUCAACAAAACAUUCCAAGUGUGGGCAGCAGUGUUCUUCCUGGUUGUUGUUGGCUUUGAGAAUACUGCCACAAAGGAUCCUGAUGGAAGUGUUACAAAGGAUAGUAAUGCUUACAAGGCGGAAUACAGUCGUGUUUACAGAUACGCUGUGGCUGUUCUGGUCUAUAUUGUUAUAGGAGUGUUACAGUGGAUUUUCUUCACCUUUAUCUAUGAGAGAUUUUUUGAGGACAAGGUUCGUCAGUUUGUUGACCUUUGUUCAAUGAGUAACAUCAGUGUGUUUGUGAUGGCCCAUGCUCAGUUUGGUCACUAUAUACAUGGUAGAUCUGUACACGGCAAAGCUGAUACCAACAUGAAGGAAAUGGCUGAACUAAUGAAGAAGGAAGAGGAGGAUAUGUGUGGACAAAGAGGUCUGUUACCAAACACUGAACAACAGACAUUUGUUAUGGCAUUACCAAAAAGAUUAAGGCUUAGAUAUGAGGCUGUCCUUUUACCUGCUAAGUUAGAGAGUGCCGCAGCUGCUACGAGGGCAGAUUCAGGACGUGGGGGGAGGUUAUCUGGUUCAGCCAUGGAAAAACAAGUGGAAGCUUAUUGUACAAUAAACAGAUUCUUCUCAGCAUUCAUUGACAGGUCACUGAGAGAUAUGGACUAUGUGAUAAAAGACAAGACAAUCUUGGAGAGUAUCAUGGAUACAGAGUUUGAUGAUACAUCAGAAACUGGGGUCUUUUAUAAUGAUGAUGGUCAUUCAUUUGACAAUGUAUUAUUCUAUGGACAUGAGAUGACACUGUUACUGUUUGAUGUUCUCACAUUCUGUAUCAGUGAUCUUAUCUUCACUAACUUUGUUAUUGCCGGUGUCAUAACAUACCUUCUCUCAGAGAUUGUAUGUGUAGCCAGGGAUGGUGGAGGACAGAAAAAUUUAGCCAAGAAAACACUUGUUGAUGAAAGAUUCCUCAUCUAGAAUACAACAACUGUUUAGUGAUAUACAUGUAUAAAGUUGACGUGUUAAUCUGUGAAUGUGCUAGAAGUGUACACUAUUAUAUGAAGAAAUACUGAAAACCAAGUUCAGAAUAUGUGAUAUCUUUAUGUGAAUAUUCAGCAGUUAUUUAUAAUGAAGUUAGUUAUACAUUUUAUGUAAUGUUAUUUAUAUAUUUUAUUUAUGUUAGCUUGGAGGCACAUUAAAACUCAUUAAAUAUGUUUUACUUCUGUAGAAAGGGCAAACAUUUGUUUUAUUAUCUUGUAAACACAGAUUAAGAACAUGUGAAAUGCUUAUCACUUGAAAAAAGUAUCAUUGAAUGUUAAAUGAUUUGUGUUAAUGGUAGCAAAAUGUUAACAUGAUGUUUUGACUUCCAUACAAUAUACUAAAUUACUGUAAGUGUACUACAUGCCAAAACACAAGAGGAGCAGAAGCCGGCUUAGGUAUAUGGCCAUUGAGUAACUUGGUCACCAAAAAUAAAACGCUUUUUAUAAGAUAAUAGCAUUUUUGAGGCUUCAUGGGCCUUUAAGGAAAAACUAUCUCAAAUUUAAGCUCGGGCAACAUAUAUUGCUUUGAAGAAUAGUUUGUCUGAUACUAUUUAACUACAACAAAUGUAAUUCAGAUAUUUGUUAGUGUGUUUAAGUAAUUUUUCUCAACACCUUUUUCUUUAAGUGUAUAAAGCUGCACAAUUUGUUACAUGAAUUUUGAAAAAGAAUACUUUCAAAAUACCUGUAUGAAAGGAAAAUAUUUGUAUAUUACCUUGAGAGUAUGUGGCAGAUACAAAAUCAUUGCUAAACGGCUAAACCCUACAUAAAUAAGCAGAUAAUGUUUUAUUCAAGAACAUUUUAUUCUGUUUAUGUUCAUGUGUUAAAAAACAGAGAAAUUCUAUGCGACAACUUUUUCGAGAAUCUACCACACAGUAUGAAAACAAUAUAACUAUUCAAAAGAUUUUAUAAAAAAAAAAAACAAUUCUUUAGAUAUAGCUUUAUACCCUUUUAAAAAAUCAUAAAUGUGUUAUUAUGUGAAUGGCUGAGGUUACUGCCACUCUGAUGUUUGUUGGUAAUGUGAAGAUAUAUCUUCUUUCUUUUUUUAAUUCACAGCUACAUUUAUUUCAGCCAUAACCCAUUAUUAAAAAAUUAUGUCUUAAAAAAAACAUUUAUCUGAACUUGAAAAAGCAGGAACAUACAAAUUUCUGUGAACCUGUUGAUUAACAUGGAACUUUUUUUAUGCAAAUUGAGUACAACUAAUUAAGGUUCUCUUUUAUUCAUCAGUUUUGCUAUACAAAAUUAAUGUGAAAACAUGGCACUGAAAUUGAACUAUUGUUCAGUGGCUGAGAUCAUAAAUCAAUAAGUGGUUGUAUGACAUACAUGUGUGUUAAGUUUGCACGCUUUAAGUUUAUUAUUGUAGGUUGUGGGUCAUUUUCAAUGAUUAUAUUUAUAAUUUAUAUUGUUCUUCCAGAGUUUGUUCUUGUGUUUGAUAUGCUACCUCUUUAAUGGUAUCUGGGGAAAUUUCUUUUAUUAAAGCCUAAUUAUAGAUCCUCCAUUUAUUCACCUGAUAUCUUUAUGUGUAUAUAGAUAAUACCAAACUAUACGGUGUUUGAAUGUCGCUCAGAAUAUACAUAUCAACUUGUGCAUUAUAGAUAUAAGGGAUGUCAGAUAUAUUUCUUAUUAGCAAUAGGGAACAGUAUCUUUUGCAAAAUGUUUAUUUAAAAGUAAUUCAUUUGCCUUGCAUCCCAUUGAUUAAAAUUGGCAAUUGUGGAAAAUGUAGAAGUUACCAUCUAUGGGUGUUAUUAAUAAUCUGGAAGAAAGCCUGUAAACCAGACAGUUCAACCUCAGAUAUGAAUUUAUUGAAGGGUACUGUGACAACAAUUAGAAAUGUGGGCUACAGUCUGUUAUCAAUAGCGACAGCUUUGUUUACGGAUGAAUUUAAAAAGUAUCCAAUAAUUAUUACCAAGACUUUACAUAUUUGUUUAUUUUUAUUAGCUUGCAUCUCAUAUAGGCCUUAUAUUAGAUGUAGCCUCAACUGUGUAUGCAAUGCAUUCAGUUAUUUCAAACUAUGUAGUUGUGCCGUUUACUGUAUUUUUAUAUACAACUCGAUGAAUGUUAAUUUUCAGAUCAAUAACCUAUUAUGGUCAAUUUGAAAUAAAAAUGUGCGAUAUUAUAUACAUAUUUGUAAACCUUUUUCUUGAAUCUCUAUCUGCUGGUGCCUUAAAUAAAACGUUUUUAAAUGUACAAGACCAUUUUAGCAUCUUUCAGCUUUCUUGUGGCAACAUAAUUAAAAGUGAUAAUGUGUAAAACAGUUCCACAUUACCUGCCAUUUUGUGUUUUUAUACAUUGUAUCUUUUACUAAACUUUUGUUAAGAUAAAAUUGUGUAUGGUCCAAAAAUGUUUUUAAUUGUAGAUGAUGUAUUUGUUUACUAGUGAGUGCAUGAUGGAUUAUCCAGAAAAGUGAUUGCCAUAAAAACAUGCCUACAUUAAUGAAUUCAUUUAAAAUUUGCACAUGGACAUGUACCAGUUAUUUUGUACAACGAGUUUACAUAUAUCUUUCAAUAUUUUUUUCAGGAAACACAUACCGACAUAGUUACGGGAAAUAUAUACUUUAUAGAUGAGUAAAUGUAUAU